This is a messenger RNA of Brassica rapa (field mustard), 2722 nucleotides long. RefSeq lists its product as uncharacterized. Lineage: Eukaryota; Viridiplantae; Streptophyta; Magnoliopsida; Brassicales; Brassicaceae. The record is from RefSeq and is a predicted model, not a curated record.
AUUAUAUUUUCAGAUUUUGGAUAAUUCUUACUAUUAAUAUUAUUAAUCAAUAAUCUAAUCAAAUCAAUUAAAAUUUCGUUUUUAUUUUUUAAUUUAUUUAUACAUUUUAUUCAUUAAGGGUAUAAAUGAUAUUAACCACUCUAACUUUUAACGUGAGACCUCGAUUCCAAAAAUUUACUUCGCAAAUAAUAGUAUAGAUGUGCACAACACUUGCCGGUGGGCCAGGUAAAUAACUUUCUCGCAGCCCAGCCCAUUAACCCUAAUCGCCUUAUUGGUAAAACUAAAGCUAAGGCUUUCUCAUCCUCUCAGUAAUCCUAAUUGCUGUCUCCCCCAUUUCUUUUUCCGCAUGGCGAUUUUCUUUGUCUCCCCCAAAUCUUCCCGCAAAACGUCUCUGAUGAAAGGACUGGAACUUCAAUGUUCUCCCUUAAAGCCUCCAUUCAAAAUCCUUACCGACCUUCCAUAUCUCCCCUCCGCCUUAUAUCUAGAUCCAUAUUUAUACCCUUAUCUCUCUUACCUCAGAUCAUACCCUUAUUUCUCUUACCUCAGAUCGUUAGCUCUAUAUCCUAAUCAUGGCGAAAGAAAGUGUCCGCUCUACAAGACUAUUCACAAUAUACCUCGCAGACGUCUACGUCUUAUCUUAUUUUAAUUCUUUUUCGUUAUCUACCAGAUUCUAUUUCCUUUGGAUAAUUAUUUAUUUCUACUGUCAAACUAUUUUGUUCCUACGUCUUCACAUCCAAAAAAAAAAACAAAACUUAACUCACACUUUCAGAAACUAAAACUCCAAAUUUAAAUAAAACAUUACAUUAAUUAUACAUGUAAUCCGCGCGAAGCGCGGACACCGGCUCUAGUUAUGAGAAUGAUAUCUACUAUUAUUUGUUCACACCACAUAUUUUAUCUUAUACGGAAUUUGCCAAACAAAUAGAGAUACACAAGUUUAUAUGGGCCACCUGUUUACAUAUAACCAAUUCCAAAUUUAAAAUUUGUUUUUUCUGCAUAAUACUUUGAAUAUGAGUUAGCUAGGAUCAUGGAAUAUCAAUAGUGGGUCUUUUCUUAUUUUGUUAAAGAAAAGUUAAAUUAAUUUUAAUUAGUUUAGUGCAAUCAUAAUUGUUUAUUAUUGAUUGUAGAAAUUAGAAAACAUUUAACAAAUGCAUAGGUGUUGGUUAGAUCAAGUUAUAAUUGAUGGAUAUCUUACCCCCAACAAGCCAAGCAUAUGGGACCAAGCUUGGCCAUAAUAAGAAGGGGUACACUUUCGAAACUUUGUAUACAGAUCCUUAAUACGAUCCCGGCUUAUUGAAAGAUACUACAUUAGAUGAUAUGAUAUAAUAAUCAUUACUGACAAACGGUCGAUUACCUAAAGCUACAAUUUUGAAUUAUGCAUUUAAACACGCGUUACAGGUGUCUCUAGAUAUAACGGUGAGAGUGAUAGCUUUUUGUAAAAAUGUCUGAAUAAGUCAGUCUCUAAACCGAGACAAAAAAAAAAAAAGGAGUCACUAAUCUCGUGACGUUAAAGACCAAAAAGUGUAGUAGACAGUCGACAUAAGAUAAAAUUACCGACCAUUGUGUGUUUACAAGAAACUCCUUGAGCUGAAUUCAGAUACUACAAGACAUUGGUUUUAUGAUAUUGAAAUAAAACCAACUGCGGAGGGUAAAUACGUAAAUCGCACGAAUACGAGACUCGUUAUAAAUAAGAGUAAAGCUCAAGUUGACUCAUUCUUCACUCAACAUUGUAGAAAAAAGGAAACAGAGGAAAACAAGAACUCCUAAGAACCAUAAAGUACAUCGUCUUCUUCCUGCUAUCUUCUAAUGGCGUCUGACCAGAGCAUGAUGAUCAACUCUUCUUCAAUUCCUGACGAAGAGUAUGACGAUACAGAUGAUGGGUUUCACUACCAGACAAGGCAAAGCAGUUUGUCUAGGUUAUCUAUCUGCACGAGCUCCUUCCAUGACGACGACGAAGAUAAUCAUACCUCGGAACUGGGUAACUUCAUCUCUGAGCUGUCGCUGGAGAGCCUCGACGACGUCGGAGCCGAGGCAGACGGAGAAAUCUCGGAUGACGGUGACGACUCGGAUUCCGAUGAGGAACCUCCCGGCUUCUAUACUCUCCCAUCGAUCAUGAUUCGCAGGAGAAGAAAAGUCAAUGUUUCCACUGGUUUAGAAAAAGAUAACGUGGAUGGCCGUAAGUGUACUUCAGUUAAGCAAAGAAGGGUGUCACGAGAAAAGAGUUAUAGAGGUCACGGUUUUAACGGUGUGGAGCAAGAGAGCGACGGAGACGGAAACCGUUACGGCGGAAGAGGGGAAGGAGAGUUAACGGUGUUAACGAAGGUGAAAGGAGGAAAGAAGUCGAUGAAGAUGGGGUUUGAGGGAGUGAAGGCUUGUAGAGAUCUUGGGUUCGACUUGGAAGCUCCUGGUCGGGUCUCAGUAUCCGCCGGGUCAAACCGGGAGACUCAGACUAGUAGUGGCGGCAACUCUCCUAUUGCCACCUGGCGUAUAUCUAGUCCUGGAGAUGAUCCGAAGGAGGUAAAGGCGAGACUCAAGAUGUGGGCACAAGCAGUUGCUUUAGCUUCUGCUUCACGUUAAAGCUUUUUAUGUUAGGGUUUGUCGCAUAGUCUUACGAGUUUUUCUUGAAUUAGUAACUCUUCUACUGGGUUUGUAAAUAUGAAAGCUAUACUAUAUUGUUCUGUUCAAAGCUAUAAUACUACACAAUGACUUGUAAAACAUUCACGUA